Molecule: messenger RNA, 381 nt
Organism: Cetraspora pellucida
Lineage: Eukaryota; Fungi; Glomeromycota; Glomeromycetes; Diversisporales; Gigasporaceae
Source: the annotation of a GenBank genome assembly
AUGUAUGCUAAUUAUAAAAUUGAUAGUAAAAGAUAUGAUGAUAUUGUAAAUGGCUGGAUAUAUCUUCAACCACCUGAAAUAGAAAUAACAUCUAUAAAUUUAUCUAUCUCAAUACCUCAAUCAGAAAUCUUGCCUAUAUAUAGCUUAUCAAGUGUUAAAAAUUCUGAGCAAGUAAUUUCUUUGAGCAAACCAGUGACAAAAAAGACUAGCAGAAAAAAGAAAGUCUCACAGAAUGAGGAACUUCCUAGUUCUAAUAUUAAUAAGACAAACUCUAAUGUAGAAUUAUCUAAAGAUGAAGAUCGAUCAAAAUCAAAAACUAUAAAUUAUUUUAUCUCAUCAAUACCAGGGAGUGAUGUGCAAGCUAGAAUGGAAAAUUUAUGA